UGUCGUUAUCGUUAUGCGAGAAUAUCAAAUGUCAAAAUGGUUCAAAGUUUAAAUUUCAGCGGAAUUUUUGGUAUCUUUAAUGUAUUUAGGAAACCACAAUUGGCUGUUCCACAUAUUAUAGUUGAUGAUAUUCGUGACAUAAAAUUCGAAUUAUUAAAAAGAAAAGGCAUAAAAGCAUUGGCCUUUGAUAAAGAUAAUACCCUUACAGCUCCAUAUUCAAAUGAACUAUAUCCACAAUUUAAUAAUGCAUGGCAAGAAUGUAAAAAACAAUUUGGAAGUGAAAACAUUAUUAUUAUAUCAAAUUCUGCUGGAACGGCUGAUGAUCCAGACUUUCAACAGGCCAAAAAGACAGAAGAUAAUCUGGGUGUACCAGUUUUGAGACAUAAAUUAAAGAAACCAGAUGGAGGGCCUGAACUUAUUUCUCACUUUGCGCAUUAUCCUCCUGAAAAGAUUGUGGUGAUUGGGGAUCGUUUACUGACUGAUGUCGU
This is a messenger RNA of Dentiscutata heterogama, 488 nucleotides long. NCBI's taxonomy places the organism in Eukaryota, Fungi, Glomeromycota, Glomeromycetes, Diversisporales, Gigasporaceae. The record is from the annotation of a GenBank genome assembly.